Chlorocebus sabaeus (green monkey) is the source of this 9815-nucleotide messenger RNA. The record is from RefSeq and is a predicted model, not a curated record. NCBI's taxonomy places the organism in Eukaryota, Metazoa, Chordata, Mammalia, Primates, Cercopithecidae.
GGCUGUGUGUGUGUGUGUAUGUGUGUGUGUGCGCGUGUGUGUGGAGGGUGUGCGUGUGUGUGAUGUGCGCGCAGGGGGUGUCCCUGGGAUUCCACGCCUGCUCAAGAGCUCCCUGCCGGGAUCCGCGUGUCCAUCCAAGUCUGCGCCACUGUGAGGGCGCUCGCGCAGGCAGGGGGUUCGGACGCCCCCAGCGCGUGGCGAGAGUUUGCUGGGAUUCCCCGGCUCCUCACGCAGCGGCUGGUGGGGUUCCCCGGGAAGGCGCCUGGGCAAGGCAGCGGCGGGGAAGCCCGGGAUUGUGAGUGGCUGGCAGGCCGGGAAUCUGGGAGAGGGUUUGGCCCAGCACAGCCGAGGGAGAUGCCGGAGAGGCCACCCUUGGCCGCCCAGCCUCUCUGCCUUUCUCCCUUGCCCUUCCUGCUUUCUUUUCUCAGCAGCAUCACAAAGGCGCGCCGCAAAAUGAAACCCAGUGUAGUGAAGCUCGGCUCUCUUCCACCUGGUGCAUAUUCUGACCCCCGUCCUCGCUCCAGGCUGGAGGAAUGGAGUGGGGGUCCCCAAGAUUAGGGGCGGGGGCUUACCCCGGGGGCACACCUGUUUUCAAUUCUCGCUGAAUUCAAGCUGGGUGCGGGAUCGCGAGAGCGGUUCCAACACGCCAGGGUGUGUGUGUCUGUGUGUGUGCGUGUGUGUGUGUGACCGCGCACGCGCGCACGCUCCCCAGGCCCACGCUCGCGGGGUGCGCUCAGUCAAUAGCACACCUCCCCGCCGGCCGGCGUGCGCCCAGCCCGCUCCGUGGGCUCCUCGCGCGCGCUCUGACAGCGUGCCGGGAUCUCUUUGUUUGGUUGUGGCUUCCCUAGCUCUCGGCAAAGCAGACGGAUUUUCGGUUUCGUUUGAUACAGCGCUCUGGGACUUAGUGCGGUCCACAGCCUCGAAUGCCCCUGGUUGGCAGCUUCACUCCCGAGGGUGCCGCGAGCCCACGCAGCGAGGACCCGGUACCCCUGGCGCAGCGAGGUGGGAUGCGGUGCGGACAGCAGCGCUAAGUGCCCCCCACGCCCGGCGCGGGGUGCACUCGCUCCUGGCCGCGGGCCGAGCGGCGGCGGCGGCGGCGGCGGAAGGGAUGAGCCCAGGACGCGCGAGACGCCUGCCUCAAGCUACCUCCCGGAGAGGGACGCCGAGCAGGGCUCAUCACAGGACCGCGUGGACCCCUACCCCCAGUGGCACGCGGCUGCUGAGCCUUGGAGUCUCAUCUCUGAUCAGGAUGCACUGGGCGCCUUCCAGCUGGUGAGGAUGCCCUGCUGCGCGGCCCUGCGCCCCCAGCCCCAGUCCCAGGUGGGCAAGACUGAGUGGGCCUGGCUUCGGCCCCUCGUGCCGGUGGAUGAAACGUGCCGGAGUGCUUGGGUGCCAUCAGCUAUCGAAUCUGAAUUGUAAGCGCCAUGGACGAAGGCACUGGACUACAGCCCGGGCCAGGAGAGCAGCUGGAGGCGCCGGCUACCGCAGGAGCUGUCCAAGAGAGGUGCGAGCCAGAGACCUUCAGGUCUAAGAGUUUACCGGUCCUCAGCAGCGCCUCCUGCCGGCCGAGCCUCAGUCCCACUAGUGGAGACGCCAAGCCGGCCUUUGGCUGUGCGGGUUCUUCUGGCCACGAGGACUUGAAGCAAGGCCCGAACCAGUUGGCCCCCAGUCCCUCUGCGCCGUCCACUUCGGCGGGGCUCGGGGACUGUAACCACAGGGUGGACCUCAGCAAAACUUUCUCGGUGUCCUCCGCCCUGGCCACGCUCCAGGAGAGAAGGUGCCUCUACGUGGUCCUCACGGAUUCCCGUUGCUUCUUGGUGUGCAUGUGCUUUCUGACCUUCAUCCAGGCGUUGAUGGUCUCUGGGUACUUGAGCAGCGUAAUUACCACCAUUGAAAGGCGCUACAGUCUGAAGAGUUCCGAGUCAGGGCUGCUGGUCAGCUGCUUCGACAUCGGGAACCUGGUGGUGGUGGUGUUCGUCAGCUACUUCGGCGGCCGGGGUCGGCGGCCCCUGUGGCUGGCCGUGGGUGGACUCCUCAUCGCUUUCGGGGCAGCCCUCUUCGCCUUACCUCACUUCAUCUCGCCCCCCUACCAGAUCCAAGAGUUGAACGCCUCGGCCCCCAACGACGGCCUGUGUCAGGGUGGCAACUCCACCGCCACUUUGGAGCCCCCGGCCUGUCCGAAGGACUCGGGAGGAAAUAAUCACUGGGUCUACGUGGCUUUAUUCAUUUGCGCACAGAUUCUCAUUGGAAUGGGCUCCACACCUAUUUAUACCCUGGGACCAACCUACUUAGAUGACAAUGUCAAGAAAGAGAACUCCUCUUUGUACCUAGCCAUCAUGUAUGUCAUGGGAGCACUUGGCCCUGCAGUGGGAUAUUUAUUAGGUGGACUUCUUAUUGGUUUUUAUGUUGAUCCCAGAAAUCCUGUUCACCUUGACCAGAAUGACCCUCGUUUCAUUGGAAACUGGUGGAGUGGAUUCCUCCUUUGUGCCAUUGCAAUGUUUCUUGUGAUAUUCCCAAUGUUUACUUUUCCAAAAAAGCUUCCACCUCGACACAAGAAAAAGAAAAAGAAAAAGUUUUCUGUUGAUGCUGUUAGUGAUGACGAUGUUCUGAAGGAGAAAUCAAACAACAGUGAACAAGUGGACAAAAAAGUUUCUUCUAUGGGAUUUGGAAAGGAUGUCAGAGACCUACCAAGAGCAGCUGUCAGGAUCUUAAGCAACAUGACAUUCCUUUUUGUGAGUUUGUCAUACACAGCUGAGAGUGCCAUUGUAACUGCUUUCAUUACCUUCAUUCCCAAGUUCAUCGAGUCACAGUUUGGUAUCCCAGCCUCCAAUGCCAGCAUCUACACUGGGGUUAUUAUCGUUCCCAGUGCUGGUGUUGGUAUUGUCCUCGGAGGCUACAUUAUCAAAAAAUUGAAACUUGGUGCCAGAGAAUCUGCAAAACUAGCAAUGAUCUGCAGUGGUGUGUCUUUACUGUGUUUUUCAACCCUAUUUAUUGUUGGAUGUGAAAGCAUUAAUCUAGGGGGCAUAAACAUCCCUUAUACAACAGGACCUUCUCUCACCAUGCCCCAUAGGAAUCUGACAGGAAGCUGCAACGUUAAUUGUGGCUGUAAAAUACAUGAGUAUGAGCCAGUCUGUGGAUCAGAUGGAAUUACAUACUUUAACCCUUGUCUGGCUGGCUGUGUUAAUAGUGGUAAUCUUAGCACUGGGAUACGGAAUUAUACAGAAUGCACCUGUGUCCAAAGUCGACAAGUGAUCACUCCGCCCACCGUGGGACAGCGCAGUCAGCUCCGUGUGGUUAUUGUCAAGACUUAUCUCAAUGAGAACGGCUAUGCUGUGUCUGGGAAAUGUAAACGGACCUGCAAUACUCUUAUCCCAUUCUUAGUUUUUCUUUUCAUAGUCACCUUCAUCACAGCUUGUGCCCAACCAUCGGCCAUCAUAGUAACACUUAGGUCCGUAGAAGAUGAGGAGAGACCUUUCGCGCUGGGAAUGCAGUUUGUUUUGUUGCGAACACUUGCAUACAUUCCUACUCCAAUCUACUUUGGAGCAGUCAUUGACACCACCUGCAUGCUCUGGCAACAGGAAUGUGGCGUGCAGGGUUCUUGCUGGGAGUACAACGUGACGUCGUUUCGUUUUGUGUAUUUUGGUUUGGCGGCCGGCCUCAAAUUCGUUGGCUUCAUUUUUAUUUUUCUGGCCUGGUACUCCAUAAAAUACAAGGAGGAUGGACUCCAGAGGCGGAGGUGGAGAGAAUUCCCCCUUAGCACCGUGAGUGAGAGAGUGGGCCACCCCGACAGUGCCCGGACUAGAUCUUGCCCAGCUUUCAGCACCCAGGGAGAAUUCCACGAAGAGACUGGUCUGCAAAAAGGGAUCCAGUGCGCAGCACAGACCUACCCGGGGCCCUUCCCAGAAGCAAUAAGUUCCUCUGCGGACCCGGGGCUGGAAGAGAGCCCAGCUGCCCUGGAGACGCCCUCCUGAAGCUUGAAAAUGGAAGAAUUUAGUUUUGUUGGUUGAGUUGAAAAUGGCGACUUGAGAAACAACCGUGCCUUCUUUUCUUUAUUUCUUUUUUUAACCUCUACAGACACAAUCCUCAAACCAACAAAACUCAGUAUACACAGCCGCUAUUCACUGAGGGCUGGAUACCUCAACAAGACUGAGAGCCUUUCCCCGCUUCUCUCCAAGAAGGAGACGUUCAGCUAGAUUUGUUCCCGUUUCCGUUGUGUUAAUUUAAAGCUCAUGCUCCCCUACGGUAUAGGCUGAGGUACACGGUUAACAAAAUCAUGGGAAGGGGAAUGGCGGUGCAUAUCAUUAACUAACACUCCAAACAAAGGUGAGCUUGCCCAGGACUUGGCAUUUCCAAAUCAAAGUUUUUAGAUAUGAACACCUACUGUGAGUUCUGCUACAAAGCACAAAUGACUUUGUCUCAACUAUGCAAUUUGAUUGGAAAAAUGUAUGUGCAGCAUGUUACGUUUACUUUCACAGAAUAAAGCAGAUAUGUUUCUGAAAAGGGGAAGCCGAACUUUCCAUCCAGUACUGUUAAUAGCAUUUUAAGCCAUAGCAGAGUUAUAAAUCAGGUAGAAUUUGUCAAAUGCUUCAAAGGAACUAUAGGCAUAGUGUGAUAGAAGGAACAGCUACUUCAGGUCAGAGGACACAUUCUCUUUUAGUCUGCCUGCCCCAUCCUAAGAUAAAGAGGCUGCUGAAUCAUAAAUCUGAUAGCUUAAAUAUCAACUCCAGUAUUCUUUCGUAAGGGGCUUUAAAACUAGUGUGCUAAACAAUAUGGCUAGAAACUGUAAUUUGAAAUGCAUAAUAAGAAAAGAAAAUGACAGCUUUCUCAUCCAGGAAAAUUGUUGCAGAAAUUUUCUUUAGCUCUACGGGUCCUCAAAGUCACUGGGAAAAGUCCCACCUGAGUAUUUUAGUUAUAUCUUGAAAGCACUGGCAAAUCUGUGUGGUUUUCUUUUUUUCUGGAUGGAAAAUUGCUGUAGUUGUUCCUGAAAAUGAGUACUUACAUCAGGAAAUCUGUGCCUGGGAUAUGAAAAUCACUUUGAAUACAGGAGGAGGGAGAUCUGUGUUCUGGAACAGAAUAUGAUCUUAAGUAAUUGUUGAAAAUUAUGUAAAAUAAACCAAUCCAUCCUACUGAACCCUACCUUAUCAGAGUUGGAAUCGUUUUACACUACCCUUUGGUUCCCUCUUACUGUAAGUUUCUGGCAGUGAUUCUGAGAGAAGAUUUUUCUGUUCCUAAGUGCACUUUGAGUUCAUUAUCCAUCAUUCUUUUCAGUACCUCCCAGCACAUCACUCUGAUGUAAGCAUCAUACAGAAUGCUUUCUACAUGGCUCUUAAGAUAGAUGCUUCCUGACGCCGCUAACGAAUUGAUAGCAAGUUAGCUCAUGGGUUCUGGUUGCAAGGGAGUGUAAGGGCCAAAUGCUGAUAUAAUUGUGAACUUUUUCUGCCAAGGAGCCUAUGGUCAUGGAGGGCUAAUUAGGGAAAUGUUUUUCUCUUCUGGUUUACCCUUAUCCCCAGAAGAGAUGUGAUUGACAGAGUGUUCCAUGACUCAGGCUUCUGCUCUCCAUCCUUGCUUGACUGCACAGGUGGAAUUGUGCAAAUACUCCUGGGCAUAAGGCUGUUUCCCUCUCUUCCUAGGAAUGACAUUGGUCAAGUUGUUCUCUUGGUUGCGUGCAGUUUGCGUUAACACUAUUAGACUGAACAAUGUCUACAAGGGGUGGAGCUAGUGGUCUCAGGGGCUAAGGACUUCCCUCUGGCUGUUGGGCUUGGCUCUUGGGGAAGUGAGGAUUCUUGCCUGGUUAAGACUGUAAUUGCACUGGUAAUUGUCAAACUCUGACCAAUGUGGCAUAUAUUGGAAGUAUUCAAAAAAUCUUGCUGAUUCAGAAAACCUUGCUGAUUGACCUAGUGUCUCCUCUGGGGCUUCACAGUUCCCCUUUACCCUCUGUGGGAGAACUUUGCUCCUUUAAAGGAGAAAGUUUCCUUUGGUGUGGGAGUUAAAUAUAUGUAGGUUGGAGAGGUGUGGUGUUUUCUUAAUUUUCCUCUGAUCAUUAAGAUACUGCAUUGAGAGAAUUUUGGUGGGAAUGGCACUUUUUCUGGUAGCUAAGAUUGCUGGACUCAGCACGGGGUAGUUAGAGAGCUCCCUUACUCCCUUUGCUGCCUUGAACAGUCAUCCAGUUCGGCGAUCACUGACCAGGUGCCAGGUAUCUUCAGGUGUCAUUUUACCUGACUGCCAUCUGCCACUCCAUAACAUCCUUUGGGAUGAUUAGGCUAGAACUCGAAGAAAUGUGCACCACAGUGUUAAUAUUGUACUUGCUCAAGUAUCUGCUCCUUGUUAAUAGCAGGUAUUUCAUUAAUGUGUUGUUGGUGAAUGUAGACUAAGUAGUAAAAAUCAUGAGAAAAUAAAGCUUUGGAAUAUGUACCAAUUAAGUGUUGUUCACAAAAUACUUGGGGCUAUGGUAGCAUCAUUGGAAUAUUACAUAGCCAUCUGAAGUGACUAUUUUGUAGAUGAUACCAUUUAAUUGUAUAUAUAGGGUCUUAUAUGUUUCUUAAUAAAUUACUCACAUUACUUUAUAGUCACAGCUCCUAUUAGAAGUUUUAAUGAAGACUCUCCAUGACCUUAGGCUUCGAAUUACUUGUUUUGGAAAAGGUCGUCUUGUUCCUUUAUAAACUGUAAAUUCAUAUAUUAUUUAGCUUUAAUAUGCAAAUACAAUAUCCUUGAGUUCAUCCUAUUAAUUUAGAAACUCCCAGGAGGUAAGAUGGGUGGUUGGGGCACAUUCUUUGGUUAUUUUCAUUAGCAUUAAGUCCUUAUUCUUUAUAGGCGGAUUUAAUUCUUGAAAAUAUUCAAAAGUAAUUCAGAAUCAAGGUGUUGGGGAUGGAGAGAAAGGAGGAACGGAGAGGAAACAAUUUAGCAUUUGUUGAGGGUUGACAAUUUGUAGAGCAUUUUGUCAAGCACUUAAUAUAUAUCAUCAUUCAUUUUGAUCCUCUUAAUUACCUUGCAAAGAUUUGAUUCGCUUUUCUUUUUUUUUUUUUUUUUUUUUUUGAGACAGAGUCUUGCUCUGUUACCCAGGCUGGAGUGCAGUGGCAUAAUCUCAGCUCACUGCAACUUCCGCCUCCUGGGUUCAAGUGAUUCUCCUGUUUCAGCCUCCUGAGGAACUGGGAUUACAGGUGUGUGCCACCAUACCCAGCUAUUUUUUUUCCUGUUUUUAGUAGAGAGAGAGUUUCACCAUGUUGGCCAGGCUGGUCUUGAACUCCUGACCUCAAGUGAUCCACCCGUCUCGGCCUCCCAAAGUGCUGGGAUUACAAGCAUAAGCCACAUGCCCGGCUGAUUUUAUUAUUUUUUAAAAAAUGUAAAAGAACUCAUUUAGGUUUGUACAGAAUGGCAAAGUCAGGAUUCAGACAUAGAUUUCUCUCACUCCAUUAUUCAUUUUUUACACUACACAAUGCAUACAAUAGCUUUUGGUUAACAAAGGCAAGGUGUGACUAUAAAAUCGUGAGGUUAAAGCAUUUCAAUUUUUUGAUAUUUUACCGUUUCUGAAGAGUAGAGAGGUUUUUUGGUGUAAAUAAAAAAAAAGCUGUGGAAACAUCUGUAGGAAAUAUCACGAUUUAAUGUUUAACUAGAUUUUCAAGGUAAAUUUACAUUUAUUUAGCUAAAUGUUAUAUUAAAGUUAUUUGUCAUAACAUACCUCAAAUAUUUAUUUAUAGUUUGUAUUUAAUACAGAACAAAUCCAGUCUUCGUGUUAACAUCAGGUCUCAGCAGAGUUCUGAAAUGAAACAUUAUGAAGAAAGGUAGUUCAGAUUUGUUGAAUCUGAGCUUUAGGGAUUUCAGGUGUAUGUUUUUUUUUUUUUAUUUUCCUUGUUCAGAAUAUUAACAUUUCCAUCAGUUUUUUGAUGAAUAUGAGUUUUAAGGUUCCUAAUAAGGGUUUUAAAUGAACACACACAAAAUACGUAUCAAACCACUGAUCCCGAUUGUUCCCUUUAGUCACUGUGACAUUGUUACCUUUAGUUGUAUGCAUUUGGAAAUGUCAGCCUUCAGAGAAGGGGGAGUUACCUGGAGUAAGGCCUCAUGGAUGUCAUGGCAGUCCUCCAUGUUCACCAACCACCAAGAAAAUUCUUCUUCGGUCCACAAUUCCAGCUUCGUUCUUUGGUGGACUUGGAGCCAGAAAGUUUCUUUUUGGCCCUGUUUUGUAGAAACCGUGCGUUUACCACGGAGAAGCUUUAGAGUUUGGAUGGAGCUGAAGCAUUGGUGGGAAUUCCCUAGUGCACCCAGGAGCAGGAGGCAAGCCCAAGCCUCGAAUGGUAGCCAAUUAUAUUUUGCGAUUGUGUAUGUACUUAAAACAUCAGAGAUGGCACAGCACAUGAAUAUAACGAUCGAUAUGUAGGUGCAUACUGAGUAUUCUAAGUAGCAGAUAGACGCCAAAAUACUGUAUAAUCCCAGAACUGCCUAAACUGCAGGUUUGCUAGUUCUCUGUCAUACAGACCAGUAGGUAGCCUUUGCACACAUUUGUGUUUUCUCUUCCACAGUAAGAGAGUGCCGUGGCUGGCAGGCACAGGUAGUUACCUCGUGCACUUUAUCGUUUUGUCUUUUUCUCUUCUUCAUCUUUAGGGAUGCUGCUGGCUGUAUCUGUCCCAAACUUCUUGUUGCAUUAGAAUCAGAUUCAGAUCUGUGUAUGUUUGAGGAGGUUUUAUUUUAAAGACUUCAUUUUUACGCAGCUCUAGGAAGGGUCAAAGAUGACAAAAACAAAAACAAAAACAAAAAACAAAAGAAACAAAACCCUCCCUAGGUGUUUGCUUUUGCAACAUUAAAAAAAAUGCUUUGGUGCUAAAAAGUGUUUAAUGAUGCAUGUUCACCAUUAAAAAGCGCCACUGAAUUCACAGCAUUUCACUGCUAGGGGGCUGCAUGUACUUUUUCUUUGGAAAUCUGAAGAAUUUUCCAGAAAACAAGCAUCCAUUACUCUUAUUUCAACAGUUACUCCAUGAACUCUAUGCUGCAAAAACGAAGUGUGUAAGGGGGAAUACUUUUCUAUGGAAUACUCAGUGCUUUUGAUAUUUAUUUUAGCAAGAAUAAUCAGCUGCUAAAAAUAAUUUCAGAGAGAGGUAGAAAAAAUAUUUCAGAUAAUCUUUUCUUAUUUCUUCUCCAAAAAGCUUACACCCAUGUAAGGUAUUUUUAACAUUGGGGUUUUGAAGGUGUUAUCUUUUCUGGUAUCCUAUCAUUACAUGUUAAAAUUGAAGGAGAAAAUAUUAUUGAAAACUAAAGUAAUUGCAGGAACACAUUAAACCAAAGGGGUGAAUAAAAGAGGUUUAAAGUUUCCAUCUAGAAAUGAAAAAUAAGAAUCAUUGGCAAGACUAGUACCAAUUACUGGCAAUUGGUAAUUGAUAAUUGGUAAGAGUAGUACCAAAUAAUGGGCAUUUUUCUUAAAAUACAUACCUCUACCCCAAACCCCAAAUGUUAAUUUAGAAUCGUGAAACAGGCAGGUCAGGCUCUGACUCUUUUGUUUAAGGAAAUGUAAUACUGUGUCAACUAAACUGGCAUUAGGUUCUUAGUGGAGCGUGUGUUCUCUGUGUGUGUGUGUGUGUUUUGUGUAGAAGUGUGUUUGUGAUGAAAGGCUGUUUUGCAUUGUUGCAUAAAGAAGUUUGAUUUUCAGAUUUUUAAAAUGAUAUUUAUUUGGAGACUUCUUAGGGUAAUUUAAAAGAUGUAUAAUUUCCACGUGUUUAAUGAAAUCUAUUGUCGAUGUACUAAUAAAUCUUGGUUUACAGCAUCUUGAAUACUUGAUUAUUGAAAAUUAAGAAAAAAGUUAAAAAUGAAUAAAGUGUGUUGGACUGAAA